This is a messenger RNA of Clupea harengus (Atlantic herring), 2506 nucleotides long. RefSeq names its product PAF1 homolog, Paf1/RNA polymerase II complex component (gene paf1). Gene Ontology annotation, biological process: transcription elongation by RNA polymerase II. The record is from RefSeq and is a predicted model, not a curated record. Gene Ontology annotation, cellular component: Cdc73/Paf1 complex. Lineage: Eukaryota; Metazoa; Chordata; Actinopteri; Clupeiformes; Clupeidae. Gene Ontology annotation, molecular function: chromatin binding; RNA polymerase II complex binding.
CAAAACAAGAAGUCAACGAGUUGUCGUAGUAAAUGGAGGGAGGUAGAAUAACGGUGUAGCAUUCUUGUGAACUUAAACGUUUUUCUUCAAAGUCUUGCCAUUGUUCGGGCCAGAGCCAGGGGAAGGAUCAAUUCACAGAUCCACCAAUCUUCUCGAAGAUGGCUCCAACGAUCCAAACACAAGCUCAACGUGAAGACGGGCACAGGACCUCUUCACACAGAACCGUCCCUGAGAGGUCUGGUGUUGUGUGUCGAGUGAAGUACUGCAACAGCCUCCCUGACAUACCCUUUGACCCAAAGUUCAUCACGUACCCAUUUGAUCAGCACAGGUUUGUGCAAUACAAAGCUACUUCGCUAGAGAAACAACACAAGCAUGAUCUGUUGACUGAACCUGACCUGGGCGUUACAAUUGACCUCAUUAACCCAGACACCUAUCGUGUAGAUCCUAACAUUUUACUUGAUCCAGCGGAUGAGAAACUUCUAGAAGAGGACAUCACGGCUCCUACAAGUUCCAAAAGAUCUCAGCAGCAUGCCAAAGUGGUACCCUGGAUGAGAAAGACAGAGUACAUCUCCACAGAGUUCAACAGAUACGGUGUUUCCAAUGAGAAAGUGGAAGUCAAGAUUGGUGUUUCUGUCAAGCAGCAGUUCACAGAGGAAGAGAUCUACAAAGACAGAGACAGUCAGAUUGCCGCCAUUGAAAAGACAUUUGAAGAUGCUCAGAAAACUGUCACAGCGCACUACAGCAAACCCAGAGUCACUCCAGUGGAGGUUAUGCCAGUCUUCCCUGACUUUAAGAUGUGGAUAAACCCAUGUGCUCAGGUCAUCUUUGACUCGGACCCUGCUCCCAAAGACAUGUCUGCCCCUGCUGGUGUAGAUAUGAUGUCUCAGGCCAUGAUCAGGGGUAUGAUGGACGAGGAAGGAAACCAGUUUGUGGCGUACUUCCUGCCCAACGAGGAAACCAUGCGCAAGCGCAAGAGAGAUGUUGAGGAGGAUAUUGACUACAUGCCAGAAGAAUUGUAUGAAUACAAGAUUGCCAGGGAGUACAACUGGAACGUGAAGAACAAGGCCAGCAAGGGCUAUGAGGAGAACUACUUCUUCAUCUUUAGAGAUGGAGAUGGGGUCUACUACAACGAGCUGGAGACCAGAGUGCGUCUCAGCAAGAGAAGAGCCAAGGCUGGAGCGCAGUCCACCACCAAUGCGAUGUUGGUGUGCAAUCACAGAGAUAUGAACGACAAGGAGCUGGAAGCACAGGAUGCCCGCAAAGCUCAGCUGGAGAAUCACGAGCCCGAGGAUGAGGAGGACAUGGACAAGGUCCAUGAGUCUGACAAAGAGAAGGGCAGCGAGAGCGAGAACUCUGAGAGCGAGUCAGAGCACGAGGAGGAGGAGCGUCCCGAGCCCGAGGAAGAGGACGAAGAAGUGGAGGUUGAGAAACCACCGCGGCGGCGGCGGGCGAGCGGCAGUGGCAGCGAGAGCGGCGACGAGCGGCAGGCACGGGAGACGCGUGCCGACGAGGAGGAGAUCUUUGGGAGUGACGACGACAGCGACGACGACGGCGAGGCCAAGGGAGGCAGCAGGGGCGGGGGGCGCAGCAGCGGCAGCGAAGAGGAGGAGGAGGAAGAUGGCGGAGGGAGAAGGAGUGGGAGUGCGUCACCUGUGCGCAGCAGCAGCGAUCACUCGGAGGCCGGCCAGCAGAGUGGAAGCGACCAAGGCUCCGACUCCAGCGACGCCAGCGACAGUGAAUGAGAUGGCAGAGCACAGCUGUACCCCCAUACACUUAUACACACACACACUUACACUCACACUAGUACACAUGCACUCAUCUACACACACACACACACACCUACACAUAUGCACUCAUAUAUGCACACACACACACACAUACUCACACACAUGCACUUAUAUACAAAAAUGCAUACUUCCAUUAGCAAAUGCCAUUCUUGUUUAAGGGUGCAAAGCUAUCAUGUCUGACUGAAUCAGUCCUCAUCCAGCAUCCCCUCACCGUACCCAUCUCUGGGGUUCUCUGCAUGCGUAUUUCAUGGCAACACUGAUGUCGCCAGUCAUGUUCAUCUCUAGGCUGUCCCUCUCAAGGCCGCCAUGAUGUCUGGCUCCUGAUGUGUGUGAGGGGAGUGGGGAGGGCAGACUCAACUCGGACAGGUUAACUGUGCCAGCUAGAGUGAGUCUUCAGUACACAUUAACCGCUACAGUCUCCACAUGCAUUACAAUUCACUUUCAAGUCUUUGUUUUUGAUGAUCACAUCAUUUUUUUAAAUGUCUUUCUCUCUUUUUUUCCUUUCUUAUCUUGUCUGGCAUUGGGUUGGAUGGGUACAGUUUUUCUCUCUUUUGUUUUGGAGAACCUAUAGAAAUCAAUAAAUUGUGGAGCUGAUUUGAAUGAGAGCGGCACAUUGUCUAAUACUGUUAGCAUAUGCUUUUUGGUCGUAGUUAAGCUGAAACGGUCUACUGCAGUGUAUGGACAAUGUAAAUAAAUAUUAAACUGAUGUUUUUUUUUAA